Molecule: messenger RNA, 1061 nt
Organism: Moneuplotes crassus
Lineage: Eukaryota; Ciliophora; Spirotrichea; Euplotida; Euplotidae
Source: the annotation of a GenBank genome assembly
GUAAAUUAAUUAAUAAGAGCGAUGAUUAAAUUGUGAUUAGUGUUAACUUUGACUGUUGUAGUUUGCUUAUGCCAGAUUUCAGACUUUGAAAGAAGCCUUGCUGUUUCUACAAGUCAGUCAGAAUGAAAGACUUGUGUCAAUAAUGGGUCGCAGAGAUGGUGAGCUCCUGUUGGAGCUACUCAAUCUAAUGGAGAGUGCUGUAACUCUGGUGAUACUUCAGGAUACUGUGCCAGUAGUAGUAGCUAUGCUUGCUCUGGGUCUACCAAUGUUCAGGGUACUGCAGGUUUAAUACUUUGUCCAGAUAUUGAUGCGAACUGUGGGGACACCAACCAUCACCUUUAUUCGACGAAUUACUAUUGGUCACUAGUGGUAAACAGUCUUCCUUCAGGUUCAGUAUGCACUGAAAGGUUCUAUAAGUCCGGAGGCAGUAUCGAUCAAGCCCAGAUAAGAAUGAAUAGUAUAUCAGGAGCGACUGCAACAGUUUAUAAAGGACCGAGAGGAGAAGCCAACUACACCGAGAUAGGGAUACUAAAUGCAGGCUCAACAGCUACAGUCUCAUUCAGUACUACUGUUGAUGUUUACGUAGUGAUCAACCCUUACUCAGCCUCUGUUAGUUAUAAUAUUACUGCUAAAGGUGCUAUUGCUCCUACUACAAGUGGAAAUACAACUGAUUCGAUCUCUGGUGGUUCAAAGACGAACUUGACUGCCUUAUGGGUAGUUUUAGGAUGUGUUGGAGGACUAGCUCUCAUUGUGGCUGGCAUUGUCACCUUUAUUUGUAUCAGGAGAAGAAAGAAGAAGAGUAAGAAGGAGCUUCAUCUUGACCCAAUCGUUAUUCCCUCUGGCAAACCUCCCACUCCCACAUUACAAGCCGCUCUUCACAACAAGGUUUCCCAAGCAAAUGGCAAUACUAUAAUUAUUGCAAUCCCUGUGGAUAGUCCUGACGGAAACGCCACUGCUCACAAAAUGGCCAAUAUUCCAAUGUAAGCAAGGUUAUGAGUGUCAUGAAGAGAGUCAGCCAUUGGGCAACUGCUCUUUAAGAGUAAUUCUUUGGAUGAGUUUUA